AGCGCGCUCCCGGGGUCUGAGCAGGAGGAGGACAGAGAGGAGGACAGAGAGGAGGAAAGAAGCGGCACAAACACUCACAAAACCCGAAUAAUCCACAGCUCCAGAGCCCCCGGACCGGCCCAACCAUGUCAGAGGAGAAGCCCAAGGAGGGAGUCAAAACCGAGAACGACCACAUCAACCUGAAAGUGGCGGGACAGGACGGCUCCGUGGUCCAGUUCAAAAUCAAACGGCACACACCGCUCAGCAAACUCAUGAAGGCGUACUGCGAGAGACAGGGUCUUUCAAUAAGGCAGAUCAGAUUCAGGUUUGACGGGCAGCCUAUAAAUGAGACGGACACCCCAGCACAGCUGGAGAUGGAGGACGAAGACACCAUAGACGUGUUCCAACAGCAGACAGGGGGCCGCUGCUAAACCCCUCCACGCCACCAUGACCCCCUCUCCGCCUCCACCGUUCCUCCCUCUUCCCCCUUUUCUUAUAAUGACCUCAGUUUGUCGUCGCCAUGGCGCUCUCCAUCAGGUGUGGGGGGCGUGUCUUCGUGUAUAUACUGUCCCCGGCUGGACUGAACUGUGGUCCUCUUGUCUUUGAGUGCAAACCGGGACUUAAAAGUGUGUCUAAACCGCGUUGGGACCGGCAGUGUCAGGGCUGUCUCUGGUCUAGUAUUUUGUAGGUUCCGCUUGUCCCACGGUCAGCCAUUUUGGCACCGCUCACUUUCAUUUCACAUUCUUGUAUUGUCUCGACUCUUGCUCUCAUGUCAAUAUAUAUUUUAAUGGUAUCUGCAUUUUUAUGGCAUUUUAGGGAGUUCAUUUUUGUGCGAAUACGUUCAUGGGUUUGUCGGCUUGUAAAUUCACUCUACUUCAGUGGCUUUUGUUCGACCACUGUCUCGGAACUUGGCUGCAGCUGUACUGUCAUUCGAUAUAGCCAUUUUAACACACCAACAAGACAAAACGAGUGGGAGUAAAUAAAUUGUGGCUGAGCAGAACAUUCAUUUUGAGUGCAACUUUCUAAACCAUAGCUUAAUGGUGAAUUGUGUAACUUUUUGGAGGAGGGCCCGCCACCUGCUUUUGUCUAUUUUGAUACGAAUUCUUCAUGUUUGAUGUUCCCCAGUAUGGCAUUAAAGCAGAGCUACUUUGCAAACUCGACUUCUCAAGAGUUUUAACCGUGUUAUAGUUAAUUCUCCUCAUUUAACCACUCGAAAGUUGGAUUUGAAGUGGCUUGUGCAUGGCGGUCUUCACUCAUUUUCAUGCCAAAUUACAAAUGAACUCCCAUUUUCACCACUCCCGGGACACGCCCACUGCUCUGUACUUUUUACGUCCUCCAAUUUUAUAUUCUUAAUUGGUGAUACAGCAGUGCCGCGUUGUAAUUUUGGUACAAAUGAAGAAAAACCUGCGGUGAAAUGUGCAGCUAUCCAUCGGAAGUACAAAUUCUUUACGCUGACGUCAACUCCCAUUGGGCUCCUGAAUUUUCUAACACUGAAAUCAAUCCUUUUUAGAUUAAUAUUGAUCUUUAAAAUGUCCAAAUUAUAACCCGAAGUAAUCCCAUUCUCUGUCAGAAUAAAUUUUUUUCAAUGCAGCUAUGGAGAAUAUUCAGUGUAAUGCCAUACUGUGGGAUAUUGGGAAAGAAAUCACAGCUCAACAGUGAAAAACAGGUGGGAGAUCCUCAAGUAGAAAAGUUCUUUGGUGUAACUUUUUGAACAAGUCCAGCUCACGUCAUAUUCUCAAGUGAAUUCGGGUUUGUUGAACAUUGCAGUUACGCUACUGAAAGCCAGUGUGUCGUUCCCGGCUUUCAGCAGCGAGAAAUGUGCGUCUUGUGUUGUCUGCUGUCCCAUUUUAAAUUAUUUUUUUUUUACUUUACUUGUUUGUACAGGAAGAAAGUGCAGGCCAUUCAUUUGAACACCCUUUACAACAGAGUGUGAAAACUAAAAAGAUGUCGUGCCGGCGUCUCCGGUAUUGCAGAGCGUAAACAACAAGGCUGCACAAUAUUCGGUAGGCAGGGAGAGCGCGGUGAACAAACCAAUCUACAUAAAGGGCCCAUUUCUUUGUAUGUAGCGCGUUUGGCAGUUAAAGGGCCCAUAUUAAGCUAUUUUCUGAUCUGUUAUGUUUCCUCAUCGAAAAACUACUUGUAUUUGUGUGUGUUUUGUUUCAUUCGCACAUGUUUAACACACAAACCUUGCAUAUUUAGGCUGAAUUCCACCUUGCGAUGUCACUAGAAUCAUUUGGAUAAUUUCAGUCGCGUAAUUGUCAACCUCUACUGAACUAAAACUUAAAAGUAGCUGCUAAUUUGAAAGCUCCCGUUUCAUGACAUCACAAGGUGGAACAGAGCAUUUGACCUGACUAAUAACGAACCAAACACGUGUGAAUGAAACAAAACACGACUUCAGGCAUGUUUCUGAUGAGCUAACAAGAUUCCAACAUGGCUUCAAGCUCACAAGAGUCAAUUUUGUGAUGUUUUUUUUUUUUUAAUAAUUUGACUUAUUUCUUUCAAACGUGCAUGUGCAAUGUUGUGUAUGUGUGUGAAUUAGGCGAAGAUUUAGGCAACGUUGAAUAGCCAUAGCCCCAAUCUUUUAGAAAUCUGUAUAGUCCCGCGAAAGUGUGUUAAGAAUUUUUCAUAAACAUAAGCACAUUAAUGGAUAUAAGAGUCAAUGGUUCAUACGAAGAAGUGGGCCCGUGUUUUGUCAUGUUAUGUUUCUCUACUGAUUUGUACAUUAUUUGUGGUCUUUUACUACUGUAUACAAUAAAUAUAGUUUGGUACUCA
Molecule: messenger RNA, 2751 nt
Organism: Boleophthalmus pectinirostris (great blue-spotted mudskipper)
Lineage: Eukaryota; Metazoa; Chordata; Actinopteri; Gobiiformes; Gobiidae
Gene: sumo3a
Product: small ubiquitin like modifier 3a
Exons: 4
Coding region: 126-410 (94 amino acids)
Biological process (GO): protein sumoylation
Cellular component (GO): nucleus
Molecular function (GO): ubiquitin-like protein ligase binding; protein tag activity
Source: RefSeq, a predicted model, not a curated record